This is a messenger RNA of Epinephelus moara (kelp grouper), 7761 nucleotides long. It is a transcript of the gene ireb2, whose product is annotated as iron-responsive element binding protein 2. The record is from RefSeq and is a predicted model, not a curated record. Gene Ontology annotation, cellular component: mitochondrion; cytosol. Gene Ontology annotation, molecular function: iron-responsive element binding; aconitate hydratase activity; 4 iron, 4 sulfur cluster binding. Gene Ontology annotation, biological process: tricarboxylic acid cycle; citrate metabolic process. The transcript is spliced from 22 exons. The coding region runs from base 53 to 2962 and encodes 969 amino acids. Lineage: Eukaryota; Metazoa; Chordata; Actinopteri; Perciformes; Serranidae.
GGUGCUGCCAGUUCAGUCGUGAGAACGGGUCGUGUUGAUUUCAGAAGUCAUCAUGGCGCUCACUUCCCCAGUCAAAGAGCACCCAUAUAGCCAUCUAAUCGACACACUGAAAGAUGGCAGGAUCAAGUUCUUCAAUCUACAGAAAUUAAAUGAUCCAAGAUAUGACAAGCUGCCUCUAUCCAUCCGUGUCUUACUGGAGGCAGCAAUCCGUAACUGCGAUGGCUUUUACACAAAACAAGAAGACGUCCAGAACAUUCAAGAUUGGCAGCAGCAGCAGAAUAAAGCCGAGGUGCCGUUCUCUCCAGCGCGAGUCCUUCUCCAGGACUUCACUGGUAUUCCUGCCAUGGUGGACCUGGCAGCCAUGAGGGACGCUGUGGCCAAACAUGGCGUGGAUCCCAGCCUGGUCAACCCCAAAUGCCCCACAGACCUCAUCGUAGAUCACUCAUUACAGAUUGAUUAUAGCAAAUGUGCCAUACAGAAUGCUCCAAACCCAGGUGGAGGGGACGGCCCAAACCAGAGCCAGGGUCCUUCCCGUUCCGCACCCUCCAGGCGAGGCUCUCACUGUGGGGGCCAGCGGGGCUCGUGUAGUAAAGCUGCCUGCAGUGACCCUCCAGCCUCCCCAGGUCGACCUGCAGCAUCUGUCCAGCAGAUCGAGAAUACGCCUCUCCUCUGCCCUUUCCACCUGCAGCCAGUGUCAGAACCUGAAACAGCUCUGAAGAAUCAGGAAAUGGAACUGAUCAGAAACAAAGAGAGGCUCCAGUUCUUUAAGUGGUGUUCAAAAGCAUUUAAGAAUGUGAACGUGGUUCCUCCGGACGUUGGUGCAGUCCACCAGGUGAAUCUAGAGUAUCUGUCCAGGGUGAUUCAGGUCACCGACGACUUCAUCUACCCUGACAGUGUGGUGGGAACCGACUCACACACCACCAUGAUCAAUGGCCUGGGCAUCCUGGGCUGGGGUGUUGGGGGAAUUGAGACAGAAGCUGUGAUGCUGGGCCAGCCGGUGUCUCUGACUCUUCCUCAGGUGGUGGGCUGUAAACUGGUGGGCUCCAUCAACCCUCUGACAACCUCCAUAGACAUCGUCCUCGGCAUCACAAAGCACUUGCGGCAAGCUGGCAUCGCUGGAAAGUUUGUAGAGUUUUUUGGGCCUGGUGUAUCGCAGCUGUCAGCUCCUGACCGAACCACCAUCGCCAACAUGUGCCCAGAGUACAACGCCACUGUCAGCUUCUUCCCCGUCGACCAAGUCACACUUAAGCACUUUAAAAAGACAAAUUUUACCCAGGAAAAACUUGAAUUGCUGGAGGCUUACAUGAAGGCUGUAAAACUUUUCAGAAGCUAUGAAGAUGCCUCUGAAGAUCCCCAGUACUCUGAGGUGAUCGAGAUCAACCUGAGUUCCAUAGUGCCCUAUGUGAGCGGACCGAAGAGGCCUCAGGACAGAGUGGCUGUCAGCAGCAUGAAAGAAGACUUCCAGAGCUGUCUCAAUGAGAAGGUGGGCUUCAAAGGCUUCCAUAUCUCAAAGGAGAAGCAGGACACGCGGAUUCCUUUCCUGCACUGUGGUCAGGAGUAUCAGCUGGCCCACGGCUCGGUGGUCAUCGCUGCUGUCAUCAGCUGCACCAACAACUGCAACCCGUCUGUCAUGCUGACCGCAGGUCUGUUGGCCAAAAAGGCCGUGGAGGCGGGGCUUGUUGUCAAGCCUUAUAUACGGACCAGCCUGGCUCCUGGAAGUGGCAUGGUCACUCACUACCUCAAUACCAGUGGAGUCCUGCCUUACUUUAGCCAGCUGGGGUUUGAGGUGAUUGGUUAUGGCUGUGCCACCUGUGUAGGGAACACAGCUCCGUUACCUGAAGCUGUCGUGGAUGCAAUCAAACAGGGGGACCUGGUGGCCUGCGGUGUGUUAUCUGGAAACAGGCACUUUGAAGGCCGCCUGUGUGACUGCGUGCGUGCCAACUACCUGGCCUCCCCUCCCCUGGUGGUGGCGUAUGCUCUUGCAGGCACUGUGGGAAUCGACUUUGAGAAAGAGCCUCUGGGUGUGACUUCAGAGGGGAAGGAGGUGUUCCUCUGUGAUAUCUGGCCGUCCAGGGAGGAGGUCCAACAGACUGAAGAGGACACAGUCAUCUCCUCCAUUUUUAGGGAUCUCAGGGGAAGGAUGGAGAAAGGGAACGCACUUUGGAAAAACAUUGACAGUCCAGAUUCUGUGGUUUUCCCCUGGGAUCACAAGUCCACAUACAUCCGUUCACCAUCUUUCUUCAGCAAGUUGAGUAAAGAGGUGCAGCCUCCUCAGUCGAUAGAGAACGCUCAUGUCUUACUGUUCCUCGGGAACAAAGUGACCACGGACCACAUCUCACCAGCGGGCAGCAUCGCCAGGGUCAGCGCCGCUGCCAAGUACCUGCUGAGCAAACGCCUGACGCCGCGGGAGUUUAACUCGUACGGUGCUCGCAGAGGGAACGACGCAGUGAUGACCAGAGGCACGUUUGCCAGCAUCAAGCUCCAGAACAGAUUCAUCGGCAAACCAGGCCCUAAGACUUUGCACAUUCCUUCAGGCCAGACGCUGGAUGUCUUCGAGGCAGCUGAGCGCUAUCAGAGAGACGGCAUCCCCCUCAUCAUCCUGGCAGGCAAAGACUACGGCUCUGGAAACUCCAGGGACUGGGUAGCCAAAGGACCAUACCUGAUGGGGGUACGUGCCGUCAUCGCCGAGAGCUUUGAGAAGCUGCACAAGAACCAGUUGGUGGGAAUGGGCAUCAUGCCGCUGCAGUUCCUGCCUGGCGAGAACGCAGACUCGCUGGAGCUCAGCGGGAAGGAGAGGUUCACCAUCAUCAGGCCGGACAGCCUGAGUCCGAGGCAGCAGCUCACUGUCAAGACAAGCCAAGGGAAGUCCUUCUUCGUCACUGCACUGUUUGACACUGAGACGGACAUUAUCUUUUUCCAACACGGAGGUCUCCUUAGAUACGUUGCUCGGACUCUUCUCUGAAACCACCCCGCAGCCUGGUCCUAAGCCUUCUGAAUGUGCCCAGCAGUCACCAUCAAUUCACCAAUCGGUCUUCAGCAUGGACGAAAACCAGCUCGACGAUUUGUCUGUUUGAGCUGGAUGAACGUCUCCAGACUUUUGGAGCCACAAGACGUCAGCCGUCAGACGUGAGCUACUUCUUCUAUCACUACACGUGACUGUGUCUGCAGUCGCAACAGAGGCAGUCAAAAACAAAACGCAGAAGGACGUGGUGACAUUCACUCAAUAAGGGGAUUGUACCCUAGAUGACCUUUGAACAUUGUUUUUUGUGUUGUAUCGUGUUUGAGAACGAACUCGCAGCGUACAGAGGGGACAUUUCUUUCAUCACGGAGUUAAACCAAGAAGAAAUGGAUCCUAUCUGUUUCUGUUGUCAUUUAACAAAAUAAAACAGUCCUGCCCAGAGAGGCUAACAUGGUGCUAGGUACUACGGCACGUUGUUUCUUAGGGUGUGGUUCAUGUAUUUCUACCAACAUCCAUGCAAAGUCUAAUUUUGCAGAAUUGAUGUCAGUUGCCCAUAUUUCUUAGUGGGGCCAAACAAUCAUAUGUAAAUCAAAGUUCCCUUAAUAUUUCUUUAAUCAAAGUCCCUUUUGCAGUCGCCUCCUGAUACACUCAAUUUAUGUUAUGUGGAAGAUGUGAAACCCUCUUGUUGCUGUUUGCUUGUGUCACUAAGCUACAUAAAGAUGGCUCCGCCUGCAACUGACAGUCCUCCGCAUCACAUUAAAGGUCAUUUAUAAAAGUUUUUCAGCCUGAAGAAUUCAUUAAUAUUAAUUUACAAGGCUGCAGACGCCUCAAACGGUUUGAUUGAGUAUUUAAGUCAAGUAUUUAAAAUACAUUUUGUAUUCAAAGUUUAACUAUAUUAUAUCAAAGUGCAACAUUAUAAGUUUAGUCAACCGAACUGGUGCUGUGGUGAAAGGUAGUGGCGCUGGUGUUGCCGGCUGUGGUUACACUUGUCAUUUGCAUGUAAUUAUUUAUUUAUUUUCAAUUUUAGGUAUUUUGAAAAACAGAUUUUGUGUAAUCACACGGCUUUAUCACCCAAAUAGCUUUUUCUUUAGCUCCAGUGAACGUGUCCAGUUAAAUCUCUCUCCUGUCUGACACCGACUACCAUUAUUAGCAUUAUAGCAUUAUUAGCAUGAACAUUUAUUUAAAGGGAAUCUCCACAGAUUUGACACAUUUGUAGGUCGUGUAAAAAAAAUUUAAGCCUUUUUUGGCUGCCCGAAAUAUUAUGAAUUACCUUAAAUGGUGUCCUCAUGAGAGUAACUUAAAUAUUUUUCAACCUGGACUCUGUUUUCCUAUGUUUUUGUGUCUAGUGACUAACGAAGACGACAGUUUUUGAAGUUGGUCCAGUACUGAGUGAGAGCACUGCAACGUAAUUGCUCGUGGCUGUGGUUUAGGAGGUAGAGUGUGUCUACUAAUCCGAAGAUCGGUGGUUCAAUCCGCCCCUCGAGUCCACAUGUUGUAGUAUCCUUGAGCAAGAUACUAACCCUAAAUUGCUUCCAAUAGCUGUUCCAUCAGUGUGUGUGUUAAAGCUGAGUAGCAGGUGGCAUCUUGUACAGUAGCCUCGGCCACCAGCGUGUGAAUGGGUGAAGGUGACUUGUAGCGUAAAAAGCACUUUGAGUGGUCGGAAGACUAGAAAGGCGCUAUAGAAGUGCAAUUUACAUCCACUAAAAGUGCUGGUUUUUGCCACUGACAGGCUCAGAUUGUUAGAAGUGUUUAAUGUUUUGGAAAGGAUCCUACAGAGAUAGACCUUUUUUGUUUGGUCAGAAACAGCCCCGAAAUUGCUAUCAACCAACUGACCAAACUCCAUUUAAACAUUAAAUUUAAUCAAUAAUUUUAACAUCCCAAAACACACUUUAUUCGAAUUCGACAGAGACAAAAUAAAACUAACAAAAAGCAUCUUGGUUUGUCUUUAGGCUGUUCCAACAAUCACCAGCUCUGGUUUGGUUGAAGUAAAUCUUUAAUUCACCCAGUUAGAUGUGAAAAUUUGCUGGUUAUACACACCCUAAAAUGACUGUUUAUUUAAAUGAAGUCUUGUAUGUUCGGUGAUACGGAUUUUGGAGAACAGUUUCUGGCUGAACAAAAAGGUGUUACUCUUCAACAUAAAGGUCUGUCCAGGGUUUCCCGGGUCAUGGAAAACCAGGAGAAGCAAUGGAAUUUCACAAUCUCUUUGUCCAGGCCUGGAAAAGUCAUGGAGUUUGUAUAAAUCAUUGAAAAUUCUGGAAAAGUCCAUGUAAUGUAACAUAAUAGUGAAUUUAUUUCCUGUAAAUUACCCACGGAGAUAACAUAGCACUAAUAUGCGUCAAUUUAGGGCUGCUUGAUAUAUCAUUUCAGCAUCGACACUGCAAUGCAUAAUAGUCCUGUUGAACAAUGUGCAACGUCAAGUGAGUCAAAUUAGCUCAAACAAUUUUUUUGAUGCUCGAUACAAAUGGAAAAGCUUUAAAAAGUUCUUGUUUUCCAUGACUUAUACCUGUCAAGCCUUCCCUUUUUAGACGUUGCGUGUUUAUGUGAUGUGGUGUGGCGGCAUUUGCUACGGGAAGCAAGACUCUCUUGCAUAUGUGUGUGUAGAAAAGUACCAUAACCAAGCCGGCAAGUGCAACAGACAGAGUGACGUGCAAGCUUUUCUGAAAUGAAAAUUUUAAGACGGUUCUUGAAAAGUCAUGGGAAAAUUUUGAAAUCUUGUCCAUGAGAAUGUGUGGGAACCCUGUUUAUCUCUGUAGUAAUCCCACCCAUAAUGUUGUCAUCCACAGGUAAUUAAAACAAAAUAAAAUUACUAUUAUGUUACAUUACCUGGAAGGUACUGCAACAGUUAAUUUCAUUACAAACAAUGAAAUUCCAGGAGUUUUCCAAAACUUCCAAUGAUUUAUACAAACUCCAUGACUUUUCCAGGCCUGGAAAAUGACACUGAAAUUCCACGACUUCUCCAGGUUUUCAAUGACCGUGUGAACCCUGGACAGACUUUUUUAUUAAAGAGUAACAUCCUUUUUGUGUAACUAGAAACAGCCUUGAAAUUACCAUCGCUAAAUCCACCUGACUCCAUUUUAAAAAACCAGUCAUUUUAGGGUGUGUAUAACCAGCGCAUUUUCACAUCUAACUGGGUGAAUUAAGGGUUAAUUUGAACCAAACCAGAGCUGGUGAUUGUUGGACCAUGAUGGUUUUUUUGAGUUUUAUUUUGUUUCCAUCGACUUUGAAUCAAGUGUGUUUUGUGAUGUUGAAAUUAUUGCUCAUUUAAAUGGAGUCUGGUGAAUUGGUCGAUAGCAAUGUCCGGGCUGUUUCUGGUUAAACAAAAAGGUCUGUCUCUGUAGGAUUCUUUCCAUAAGGUUGUCAAACACUUAUAAUAACAAUCUAAAUCUGUCAGCAGCAAAACAAGCACUUCUAGUGGACGUAUAUUGAUGGUGUUGAAUGUCCUUAGUGGUUACAUUGCAGCCUGUUUCGCCGCUGCCAGCUGCAGUUGUCUUUAUUAGUCUCCUCGACACAAAAACAUGAGAUAAAAUAGGUCCAGGUUGAAAAAUACUUACGUUUCCCUUUAAGUCAAUGUCACUUGGGGCUGAAGACUAAAAGUUUGUAAAAUUUAAAAACUCACCAGACCUUUGUAACUCACUCCUCAUCUCUGCAGCCUUGGCUACAUUAGCUGCUGCUAGCACAACACCCAAAUCACUGUCUGAACCACAGGCUUGUGAAUUGCAUUGUGGGUAAUGUAGGCUUUAGGUUUUGUAAAAUAAGGCCAACAAAUACUUCCCAAAAUGGCAGACUAGUUCUUUACAUCGUCUCACUUCAACAGCUGGAUCAGGUUUCUGCUCCCUGUUGUGAUUUGACGAGACGUGUAGAUAGAAGCUGCACAACAAAAGACAAGUGUGAGCACAGCCCUUCAUAUCUUCGGUGCCUCUCAUGCCAUCAGUUCACUGUCCCUACAUCACUUAUUAAAUAUUACGAAAGCUCUUUGCAUGAGGAGAUUAUCAAAUCAUAUCCAGUGAGAAAUGACUGAUGAUCACUAGUUAUCAGUUAGCAGCUGAAUGGUGAAUGGACGCCAGCCCAGCCUAUAUACAAGUAUUGUUUAGUUUAUAACCCAUCAUAUAUUACAUGUAUGGAGGUACUGGAUUUUAAAAGUUCAGUGUGACAUCAUUGUUUUUGUGUUGGCUCUGUAUGUGCAUGUUCAAACCAUUUUAACUCAGUGAUUUUGGUGGAUAAUGGAACUUCCUUAAAUCGUCCCUUCAGUGUAUCAUGUCACAUUAUCUAGAAUGUGGAUUGGAGCCUUUAUGCAUUUAUAUUUUUUUAGAGAGCAUGAUAGAAAGCUGGCUGUGUUUAAGAGAAGUUAUUUAUUGAUUACCUACACUAUUCUGUGAUAUGUUGAAACCAUUAACUGCCUGAAACUGUGUAUUUGUUUUUGUCAUUUUACCAGUGAACAAUGACGGUGUUUUGUCAACUGCCAAAACAAGUUGAAACAAGUAGCAAGCUGUUAUGAGUCUCUCAUAGUUCCUGCACUGCUUCUCAUCACAGGACAUGAAGGUUCUUAGCUCCUCGGCCAGUCCUUCUUCACAGUUUGCCUUCCUAGUUUGGGGUUGUUUUGAUUAGAUAGUGAUAUGUGGAUGCAGCACAGUGUGGAAGCUUUGGCUGUAGUGUCAUCAUGUGUAGCAGUUUGCUUCCCAUUGUCACAGUUUAGGGAAGCAAAGUAUGCAAAACAAGUGCACUGCUGCACAUGUGAAAAGGUGUCUGGAUGUCUGUAACUCUGAAUCAUAUUGUACAUAGUUUUUAAUAAAUGGUAAAGGUUG